Molecule: messenger RNA, 1584 nt
Organism: Medicago truncatula (barrel medic)
Lineage: Eukaryota; Viridiplantae; Streptophyta; Magnoliopsida; Fabales; Fabaceae
Product: eukaryotic translation initiation factor 5B
Exons: 3
Coding region: 336-1289 (317 amino acids)
Source: RefSeq, a predicted model, not a curated record
GUGUGCCGAAGCAGCGUCUUUCGUUUCGUUAUCCUUUUCUGUGUUUUGAUACAACCCUACCUUUCAACAAACAAUCUUUUACAUUCUCACCUCCUCUGUUUAUAUCCAAACCCUAAUCUCAAUUUUUCUGUCUUCCUAUUAUACCAGAUCUCAAAUUUAUUAAAUUAAAUCAUACAACAGGGUAGAUUAUUUUUCAUUUUAUUUUAUAUUAUAAUAAUCGUUUCGCGUUUUUGAACCGACAAUUAAUCGGCGAGGUUAAGCGUUAAACUUUGAAUAUUAGUACUGUAAUUAAACACUAAAAUCGAUUUUCUUUGGUGGUGAAUUUGUGAUUAACAAUGGUUGGUGGUGGAAGCAGAAGGGAUGAGGGUUCGUUGGUAAUUUCCAACACCAACGUUUUUGCAGCGCUUGAUACUUUGAAGAAGAAGAAGAAAUCUGAUAAGGACAAGAAGAAUAAGGGUUCCUCCAAAUCAACCAAAUCGGAAUCGGAAUCGCAGGCGUUUUGGGCUCCGGCACCGUUGAAUGCGACCUCAUGGGCUGAUGUCGAUGACGACGAUGAUGAUUAUUAUUUGACCACCGCACCGCCUCAAUUUUCUGAUCCUCAACCCAGUGAGGACAAACCGGAGCAUUUUGAGGAUACUGAGAGCGAGGAAGAUAUUUUAGAUGACGGUGAUGAAGAGGAGGAAGAGCAAGACCAUGAGCCAGAACCAGAGCAUGCUGUGAAGACUGAACCUGAGGUUAAGAAGCACGCUGAAGUUCCUGUGAUGCCAAAGGAGGCAGAGCGACAACUCUCCAAAAAGGAAAGGAAGAAAAAGGAACUUGAAGAGCUUGAGGCUCUUUUAGCUGAUUUUGGAGUCACUCAGAAAGAAAGUAAUGAUGGUCAAUCUCAAGAUGAGUCGCAAGCAGGAGUACCUCAGGAUAAGAAAGGUGUUGAAGGGGAUGUUGAUGGCGAAAAGAAAGAAAUUGCUCCCGAGUCCAAGAAUGCCAAGAAGAAGAAAAAGAAGGAUAAAGCUUCCAAGGAGGUGAAAGAAGCUAACGGCCAUCCGAAUAGCUCAGAAACAAACAAUGGGCCUGAUAUGGCUACAGGCACCGAAAAUUCGGAGGAGGAUCUUUCCGUUGUUGACGUGAAAGAACGUCUCAAGAAAGUUGCUUCUAUGAAGAAGAAGAAAUCGAGUAAAGAAAUGGAUGCUGCAGCUAGAGCUGCUGCUCAAGAAGCUGCUGCUAGGAAUGCAAGGCUUGCUGCAUCAAAGAAAAAGGAGAAGAACCAUUAUAAUCAACAACCAGUGCGGUAAAAGAACCUUGCUCUCCUUUACAUCAAUACAGGAAUUUGUAUUUCUUGUUUAUAUUAUGAUGUCGAAUAAAUUGUUGGCUUUAGGCUCUGGUGACUCUAGUCGUACUCCAAUAGACUUGAUAUAUAUUGUCUUAUGCUUUUUUUGGGUUAGUGUUGUUUAAUUGUUAUAGACAAUGACAUUUUGGCACAGAUUUUUAUCUUUUAAAAUUACAUGAACUAUGUUAUUGUACACCGGGGUUCUUAUGUCGUGUAUGAUCAAUUACAUCCCAUGAGAGUAGUUGAAGUUCACUCUUGAA